Hyla sarda is the source of this 4079-nucleotide messenger RNA. RefSeq lists its product as uncharacterized. Gene Ontology annotation, biological process: inositol phosphate biosynthetic process. Lineage: Eukaryota; Metazoa; Chordata; Amphibia; Anura; Hylidae. Bases 299 to 3220 code for a protein of 973 amino acids. Gene Ontology annotation, molecular function: inositol tetrakisphosphate kinase activity; inositol-1,4,5-trisphosphate 3-kinase activity. The record is from RefSeq and is a predicted model, not a curated record. The transcript is spliced from 7 exons. Gene Ontology annotation, cellular component: cytoplasm; nucleus.
CAGAUAAGACCCCGUGUAUUUAAAUCACAAUCCCUGAAAAGAGGAAGUGACCACCGAAAAUCUGAAGUGACGCUUAUUAUAGAGGAAUUACUAAUGAACCCUCACGGACUAUAUUUUUGAAUGCAAUGCGGAGGAAUACUUUUUUUUUUACUUUAGGAAUUAAAGUUCUCUGUGCGCAGUGAUACGUCGCGCUGAAAGUGUUGCCUGGAGCUGGACGGCGCCCACUAUUCUCUGAUUGGAGAGUUGUGCGGUGACGUUAUCAACGGGGGCGGGGAACCUGUGAGUUACGGUGGUUGUAAUGGGACAAAACUAUUCUGAUAGCGCAGCCAAGGCUGCUGUAGGCUUCUCCAGCGCCGGAGAGUGGAAGAAGCGCCUCCGAUUCCGGAGGAGGCGGCGAAGAGAAGACAAAAGCCCGGCGGAGGAGCCGAAGACUAAGAAGGGCAUUGGGAAGCCUCCUGCUAGAAGUACAGCGCAGGGUAUACAGCAACGUGGAGUAUACAGCAGGGGGGAACAUAGUGAUCGCAGGUCUGAUCCUGUCUGUAGUGCAGUGCAGAGUAUACAGCAGUCCUAUGCAAGUGAUUGGGUGACUUCACGUACAGUGCAGAGUAUACAGCAGUCCUAUGCAAGUGAUAGCCAGGCAUCCAGGACAGUGGAGAGUAUACAGCAGUCCCAUGCAAGUGAUAGGGUGACAUCUAGUACAGUGCAGAGUAUACAGCAGCCCUAUGCAAGUGAUAGCCAGGGAUCUAGUACAGCACAGAGUAUACAUAGUUGUGAUAGGGUGACCUCCAGUACAGUGCAGAGUAUACAGCAGUCCUAUGCAAAUGAUAGGGUGACAUCUAGUACAGUGCAGAGUAUACAGCAGCCCUAUGCAAGUGAUAGCCAGGGAUCCAGUAAAGCACAGAGUAUACAUAGUUGUGAUAGGGUGACCUCCAGUACAGUGCAGAGUAUACAGCAGUCCUAUGCAAGUGAUAGGGUGACAUCAAGUACAGUGCAGAGUAUACAGCAGUCCCAUGCUAGUGAUAACCUGGGAUCCAGUACCGCACAGAGUAUACAUAGUUGUGAUAGGGUGACAUCCAGUACAGUGCAGAGUAUACAGCAGUCCUAUGCAAAUGAUAGCCAGGGAUCCAGUACAGCACAGAGUAUACAUAGUUGUGAUAGGGUGACAUCCAGUACAGUGCAGAGUAUACAGCAGUCCUAUGCAAAUGAUAGCCAGGGAUCCAGUACAGCGCAGAGUAUACAUAGUUGUGAUACAGCACAGAGUAUACAGCACAGAUCAGAGGAGCAGAUCACUGUACAUGUAGGUUCCAUCCAGGAGAUCUCGGCCAGCACAGUGCAGAGUAUAGCGGCAGAUCGGAGACCAGAUACUGGAUCGGAGGACGUAGCCCCGGGAGGUGAAGAAAGUCCAUCCCCUGGCGGUUCAGCACCGAGUACACAGACUGUUGCGGCUCCUGACAUGAGACUGGAUGGGCAGGGUGGGCGGCUCAGAAGGGAUAUGUCCAAGUGCGAUGCCGCCAAGACUGGUAUGACCACCGGGAAGGAAAGAGCUUGGCUGGAGGACGGGGGCAAGAACAUCUUGGGGUCACCUAAUGACAGUCUACGGAAGUUACUGGAAGACACGGAGCACGCUGUAGAGGGUCCCGGGCAGAGGGGGGAAGUGGGCAGUAGGACGGGGGAAUUUUUGAAGACUUUGGACCACUCGGGUGGUAACUGGAUAGGCGACAAGAGACUUAAUCAGCCCCUGAACCACCACACUAUGGUUGGACGUGCUGGAGAACAAUCCUCUAAGACUUCUGAGUGGUUCAAAGAAGAACUGAUGUCUCUAACCAUCUCCGGGACUGAGCACACAAUGGAGGAACUGUGGACUAGUGAAUCCGGAAUUGGUGGCCUUAAAUUAACCAUUACUCCCCCAGAUACAGACUGUGCUCCAAGAGCAGUGCAAAGUGGGGACCACCCCAGGGAGUCGCUGUUGAACCGAAGGGGACCCUCCUUCCUUAUGAACUCCGAUGCCCACACCUAUGCAAUACCCCGACUUAUUGUUACCCGAGAUGCCAGUCCCAAGCGCUGUGUCCCCCCUUCUUUGUCCCCCCAGUUCCAUGAAUCGGGCUUUAGCCUUGACGUACCCCUCUUGGGUGAGGCAGAGUCGCCCUGCUCGGAUAGUGGCUGUGGAGGGUCCCCGGUGCCUUCUCUAUUUCUACGCAAGUUGUCCAGUUCUUCCGGUCUCUCAUCUGCUUCAUCUUUUGAGGAGUCUGAAGACGACUUCAUCAGCAGUGAUUUGGAGCCCAGUGGGUUAAUGGUCUGCACCCCGGAUGAGCAAGGAGCAUCUAGUACAUCCUGGAGGAAGCUGAAGAACAUGGUCCACUGGUCACCCUUUGUGGUGUCCUUCAAGAAGCACUAUCCAUGGGUCCAGCUGGCAGGGCAUGCAGGUAACUUCAAGGCUGGGGAAUAUGGGAAAAUUUUGAAGAAGUUCUGUCAGUGCGAGCAGCAAUGUUUAGAGUGGUUGAAUCGAGACUCCUUACGGCCGUUUGUCCCUGGAUACUACGGAGUGGUGGAAAAGGAAGGAGAGCCCUACAACCAGAUGGAGGACCUUCUAUCAGAGUUUGACUCUCCUUCCAUCAUGGACUGUAAAAUGGGUGUUCGGACAUAUCUGGAGGAAGAACUUGUCAAGGCUCGGGAGAAGCCCAGGCUCAGAAAGGACAUGUACGAUAAAAUGGUCGCUGUGGAUCCCAAGGCACCUACUGAAGAGGAACACAGACAAGGGGCAGUGCUGAAGCCCAGAUAUAUGCAAUGGCGGGAGACCCUUAGUUCAACUGCGACCUUGGGCUUUAGAAUAGAGGGCAUCAAGAGAGCUGAUGGGACAUGUGACACGAACUUUAAGAAGACCAAACAUCGGGAGCAGGUGAUGAGAGCGCUGGAAGACUUUGUUGGCGGCAAUAAGAAUAUUUUGAGAAACUACUUAACAAGACUGAAAGAACUCCGUGUCGAACUGGAAAAGUCAGAGUUUUUCAAGCAACAUGAGGUGGUUGGCAGCUCCCUGCUCUUUGUCCACGACUCCUCGGAACUGGCAAAGGUUUGGAUGAUAGACUUUGGAAAAACUGUUCGACUGCCGAACAAGCAGACACUAAAUCACCGGGUUCCUUGGGUGGAGGGUAACCGGGAAGAUGGUUACUUGUGGGGACUCGAUAACCUCAUAAACAUUUUCUCUGACAUGGUCCAGGUCUAGAACUUUGAGACCGACACAAAAAACAAUCUAAAGCUGCGACAACAAUCUGGACUCUUCCAGUGGAAAAAAGAAACGUUGGAUUCCCAACCUCAUCUCUAAACAGCUGUAUCUACUUCAUUCUGUUGUAUUUUAUGAUGUAUUAUAGUUGUAUUUUAUUUAUGCUUUUUGUAGCCUUAUAGAACCUGAACACUGGAAACUGUACAGUAUAAAGCUGGGAGAAGUGUUUCGCUCCUUUCUUUUAUAAUUUGUAUAUAUAUAUGUAUAUUUUAUUACUACUUUACAAACUGAUUUUAUUCUAUAUUUUAUUAUUUUUUUAAACUGUUCACUUCAAUUCAGAGGGAGCAUCAUGGUUUCUGAUACAGGUUGACGGUCAUAGUAUAGACGGGCCACAUCUACUAGAACAGCAUUGGGUAUGCCUCUUGAAAUUGUCCCAUGUUGUAGUUGCACUCUUUGCUUUUGUUGUCUUAAGGUUUACUUGAAUGUGGCUGAGCUGCAGUACCAGACAUGGCCUGUGUACAGUGUGUGGGGGAGGAUUUGGGAGAUGUUUCUAGAAAAGGAAAAAAAAAAAAAAAAACACCCUUUUAUCAUUCCUGACAACCCAUUAGAGAUAUUCCUCUCUCACAUAGAUAAUAUAUACAUAAGAUAUGUCAUCAUUUGCUUAUUGGUAGGGGUCCAACCUCGAUCACCAUUACCAGUCUUGGGAAUUAUGGACCCUUUUUCUUUUUUUUUUUUUUUACUUUUACUGCACAGUGACACUCCUGGCUAUGCAUGGAACUGCAGCCAAACCCAUUCACUUAAAGGGGUACUCCAGUGGAAUUUUUUUAAUUUAUUUUUUAUCAACUAAUGCCAGAAAGUUAAA